Molecule: messenger RNA, 3603 nt
Organism: Pseudopipra pipra
Lineage: Eukaryota; Metazoa; Chordata; Aves; Passeriformes; Pipridae
Product: collagen alpha-1(II) chain-like
Exons: 3
Coding region: 1-3603 (1200 amino acids)
Source: RefSeq, a predicted model, not a curated record
AUGGCCCCGCGGGGGUGCCUCCCCCGCUGCCGCCCUCGGGGGAGCGUCCGCCCGCGGGGGCGCGCCCGACGUCCGCCACCACCACCGCCGCCUCCUGGCUCGGGGACCGGGGUUUCCCUCAGUAGCCCGGCACCGCCCCCGAGAGGACGCCUGCGGCUCGGACCGCCCCGCCGGCGCGGGGACGGCCGACCGGCCAACGGAGCUCGCCCCGCGCGCGGCCCGGAACGCCCCGCCCGGGCCCUCGCCCUGCCGCGCCGCCCCUGUGGGCCCGCUGCGGGCGGAGGGUCGGAGGAGCCGCCUCCCCGGAAGGCGCCCUCACGCCCCCCCCCCUUCGCUUUCUCGCUUUCGGCCGUCGCUCGCCGGGCGCCGACGGCGCCGCUCGCUCCGCGCGCGCCCCGGGGGCCGCCCGCGCUCGCCGCUUCCGAGCCCCCCCCCCGCCCGCUCGCCCGCGCGCGCGGGGGGGAAGGACGGGGAAGCGACCGAGGCGCCGACGGGCGGGGCGCGGCGGCGGCGGCGGGCCGCCGGCCGCCGAGCGACGAAAGACGAGAAAAAGAGGGGCGCGCGGCGCGCCUUCCGGCGGCGGCCCCGCCGGGGACCCUGGCCGCCCGCAGCCGGCGGGCCGGCGCGGAGGAGAGGGCCGCGGGCUCGGGCCAACUCGGAGCCGCGGCGCGGCCCGGCGGCCCGGCGCGGACGGCGUUCGGCGGCGCCGCCCGCCCGGGCUCGCCGCUGCCGGCGGGGACGAGGGCUCCGGCCGGCCGGCCGCGCCCCGCUCUCCGGCGGGGGACGGACCGGCGACGGACCGGCGCGGAGGGGAGGGCCGGCCUCCGGGGCAGCGAGCGCGCAGCUGCCGACCUUCGGCCGCCCGGCCGCGACGCGCGUUUCAGCUUUGCAACCAUACUCCCCCCGGAACCCAAAGACUUGGGUUUCCCGGGAGCUGCCCGGCGGGUCAUGGGAAUAACGCCGCCGGAUCGCCAGUCGGCAUCGUUUAUGGUCGGAACUACGACGGCGGCCUCCCGCGGGCUCGCCUUCCUUUCCCUCGCGCGGCCGCGCGCGCGCCACGCCGCCGGCCGCGGCUCGGCUGGGGCUGACCCGCCCCCGAAGCCGGCCCGGCCGGCCGGCCGGCGGCUCGGCCGCGCGGCACCACCGGACGUGCUAGAGGAGACGGCGACCCGACGAGGCGGGCGCGGCCCGGUCCCCGAGGCCCCUUCGGCCAGGGCGGCUCGCUCGGCAGCGGGCGGCGGCGCGGCGACCCGCUGCGCUCUCCGGCGCUACCUGCGGGCGGGGGGCGCUUCCCCCCGAGCCUUUUUCUUUCCUCCCUUUUCUCUCUCGCCUCUCUCUGGCUCGCCGUCGCGGCUCCGGCCGCACCGCCGCCCGGCGCUGCUCGCGGCCGGCACCCACGGGCGCCACCCGGACCCAGGCCGGCACCGGCACCUCGCCUGUUUUUACCCAAGGACACCUGAAAAGCUCGCGGGGCCGCGCGGCCGUCACACAGCUCGGUACGGUGAAGAAGCCCCUCCCCGGCGGGAGGGGCGACACCUCGCCUGCCACGGGAAGCCCACGGGCAGAGGAGACCGCCCGGCCCGAACACCGGCCUCCGCCGCGCCUCUCGGCCGGCCACGGAGGAGCGCCGGCCCGCCGGGGGCCCUCUCCCACGCCUCCCGAAAAGCCUCAUCCAUCGUCACUCGGGGAACGGCCCCACGGCCACUCUCGCUCAGCCUGCCACUACGCGGAGGACGGCACGUGCCCCAGGCCGCCGACGCCGGCGGCCCGCACGCUACUCUCCACGGCUCUCUCCCGGCCCGGCAGGAGGCGGGUGCCGCCGGACGCCCGGCUCCGGACAACCCACGCUUCCGGCCCCGCCGGGCCCACGGCCGCCCCCCGCAGAGCGGCACCUCCAGCGUGCGAAAGCGCCACCGAACGUGCCGCGGGGCCACCGGCUUUCGCCCGCCUCGCGGCCGUCGGCUUCCCCCAGAAAGGCCGGGGGACGGCGACGGGGAGAAAAACAAAAAGCCCCCGAGAAAAAAGCACGCGCGCCUCUCGCUCGCCGUGCUAGCCACGGCCGCCCGGGGCUCGGGGCGGGGCCCGCGCCCCUCGCUCCCCGAUUCCCUCUCGCUGCCCACGGGCUCGCGCCUCGGCGGCGGCCGGCCGCUGCCGGGCCGCUCUCGCGCUCUCACGCACUUUCUCUUCCCUGGCGCGCUCGGCGUGCUGCGGCUUAAGGCCGCCGGAGCAAAAAUCAAAAAAACGGAAAAAAAAGGCCGGGAGGGCGCCCCACUUCGCCCGCAACCCGGCCCCCGGCCGACAGACCUUCGCGGAACCCAGCCCUCCGGCAGCCAGGCCGGCGGGGCAGGCCCGACCGCACGGGCCGCCCGGCCGCCGUGGCUCUCGCGCCGGCCUAAGAGGAGGGAGGGGCGAGGCGCCGCCGCCUCGCCCGCCAACGGCCAUCGUGCGUCCCCAGGGCUCCCCGGCGACUCUGUCGGGUUCUCGGUCUGCCGGCGCGGCCGCCGGCCACAGCCUGGCCGGCCGGCGCCGCCGCCUUCGGCCCGCUGGGCGGGUCCCCGGCUUAGGGCCGAGGAAGGGGGAACGAACAAAAGAGCCGAGGCGUGCCGAGGGCGCCGCCUCGCCCGACCAUCGGGCGGUCCCGUCACCGAGCCCCUCCGGCAACCGGCCGGGCCCAGGCGAGGCCGCACGCCCACCGCCAGUCCCCGGCACGCCGCCGGCACCGCUGCCGCCCGGCAGCCGAGGACAGGGCGCCGCCACCCAGGCCCGGGCCAUCUUCGGGGCUCUCGGGAGGCGGCCGGGGAAAAAGCCCGCGCAGGCUCGGCCCUUCGAGCCCCGGCCGCCAACCGCCCGCAACAAUGCCCGCCGCCGCCGCCGGACGACGGGCGCCGGCUUAAGGCCGGCCCACCGAAAGGACGAGACGCCGCCGCCUCGCCGCCCUCGCACACCAUCGCCUUCGCCCGGGGCCCUCGGGGAGCCGGCAGCCGCCACCGGCUCGGGCUGGACGCUGCUGUCGGGCCCCCGCGGGCCCCCCUCGGCCGUCCCAGUCCCGCACUCCCUCGGCUGCGCUUUCGCGCUCGGCUCUCGUCUUCCUCUCCCGUCAUCGGGCCCGCCCGAGGAAGCCGGUCGAGAGCCCCGCGGCUUUCUCGCGCCGGCCUUCCUGCCGCUCGUGGGGUUGGCCGGCCCGUGGCACGCGCCGAAGGCCGCGCGGCAGCAGACGCGGAAGAAAAGGGGCCCUCGGAACCCGCGCUGCUAGACAACCCCUGCCCACAAUACGGACAGACGCGUCCUGGCGCCGCCGCGCCUCCGAAGCGGCUCGAGGCUCCUCAGCGGGGAGGCGCGCGAGAGCAGGCCGCCUCUCGCCUAGACCUAACCGGAGGCGGCGCCCGACAGCGACCCCUUGGCCGACUUCCGGGGCCGGCCGCGACAACAGGUCUACCCCGAAAAUGCCGACAGGCGCCUAAGUCCCGCCGGAGCCGGGUAGACCUGGUGGCCCUGCGCCGGGACGCCGCCGGGGCGCGGGCCGCCUGCGGCGGCCGCGGCGGCCGCAUCGGCCGGCUCCGGAACCGGGUAGACCUGAUGCUCGCCAGCCCCGGAACCGGGUAG